AUCUGUUUACGUUUCUGCUCGUACUCGUACCAAAACUUUCAUUCUGCUCUUCUGAUCUGAUAGACACUUUGUCAGUCAUCUAUUAUUGAAACUUGAAAAAGAUUUGUUGCAUUCAAUUAUAUUGUAAUAAUGCGAUGCUAGUUUUGUGCAAUGGCUAAAGCCAAAAAGAGUAAUCACCUUGUGUGGGCAAGUUUACUUGUCGUGAAUUUUUGGCUCGCGAAAUGCUCCGGUUUUGAAAAUUUGGACGUCUACAGCUACAAAGAUGGGGUUGGAAAAACCAUGGUAGUUACCAGACCAGUCUCUGAAAAUGAAAAUUCGGAAAAAAGCGUUCAUGUCGAGAAACGAUCGGUCCCUUACCUGAAUUCCAAAGGCAGCAAUAUAACAGCACAGGUCUACCCUCUGCACGAUUCGCACCAACAGCUGAUGGUCCACUGGGCAGGCGAGGGCUCCAAUGUCAUCUUCUGCCUGGCACGUGACGCCCAGGGCGACAUCUUUCUGAAGCCCUCUGCUGUGUACAUCUCGUUCGACUACGGUGACACGUUUGUCAACAAAACUGAGGCCUUCCGGCUGGCACCGGCCGAUCCCCCACUCUACGCCACCGUUGACAAGUUCUACACACAUCCAAAGUUUAACAGUCAUUGCGUGUUUGUGGAUAAGCUGAACAAGUACUUUUUUAUGACUUCGGAUUAUGGGAAGACCAUUGAUAAAGUUGCAGUCUCCUUCAGGCCCAACGAGAUUCUCUUCUACCCGCUAAAUCCGAUGAGGAUUCUCGCUUCCGAUGAAAAUAAAAAUCUGUGGAUGAGUGACGACUUUGGUCAGUCGUGGACCCAGCACGAUCAGAACGUGAAGUCGUUCGCUUGGGCUGCCGGUCUGCGCGCGCAUGGCAGGGGCAUCGUUGAGGAGCAGGAGGGAGAGGAGGGGCUGAUGGAGGAGGGAGGGGAGAUACCGCUGGUCAUCGAGAGAGAGGAGGCGACUAACUCGAGCAAGGUACUCCUGGUCAGCGGACAUCAAUGGCGAACUUCGUUGACAGAAGAUGUGCAAGAUUUAGAAUGGCGAACUGCCAUUAUAGAUGACGUGCUAGAUUUACAAGUGAAGGCUGGCUUUUUCUUCGCCAAAAAACAGGGCAACAAGAAGAACCUAGACCUCUACGUGAAAUACAAGAACGAGGACUUUGUGAAAGCUGUUUUCGACACCAAAUACGAUCUACUCAAUUACCAAGUGGUCGAUGUAACGGACAAACGGAUCAUGGUGGCCGUGAGUCACACGCCGACGCUGGCCAAUUUGUACGUGGCUGAGUGGGACAGCGACAAAGUGGCAGGCGACAAAUCGCUGCGUUUCAGGUUGUCUCUGGAGCGUGUUUUCUGCUACGUUCACGGUCACAUGUGGACUGAUACCUGGCUGAGCGAUGUGGUCGAGAACUCGUUCACUGAUUUUCACAAGGUCAACGGACUCAAAGGCAUCUAUAUUGCAUCGCAGGUCUCCGACAAGUAUCAGAUGCAAAAGGGCAACAUAGGUCCUGAACACCUGGAAUCGGUGAUCACAUUCAACUGGGGUGGAGACUGGCGCAGACUCACUCCGCCCGCCCUGCACGCAGACGGCACCCCAUACGAUUGCCAGACCAACUGUUCGUUGCACCUGUCGCAGGAGUUUAGCAAACUGCAUCCGGUGAUGCGAGCCAUGCCAAUACUGUCAAGCAAGUCGGCGCCUGGUCUCAUUGUGGCUGCCGGAGUUGUGGGCACUUCCCUUAAAGGUCACAUCGGCGUGUUCCUGAGCCGCGACGCAGGUUUGACGUGGCACCAUGUUCUGAACGAGUACCACCUGUUCAACAUGGGCGACCACGGAGGAGUCAUAACGGCUGUUCGAUCCAACAAGUUCGCAAGGGCCAGUCCCUCCAACAAACUGCUCUUCUCAACUGACGAAGGUGAAAAUUGGAAGUCAUUGGCAUUCAACGAGGAUGAGUCACUGCACAUCUAUGGUCUGAUGACAGAGCCUGGUGAGAAUACAACCAUUUUCACCAUGUUCGGUUCGGGAGUCACACAACAUCGUUGGCUCAUCAUUAAGGUCGAUUUGGCGGGAGCGUUCGCGUACAACUGCAGCGCGGAUGAUUACAAGCAGUGGUCACCGAGCAGCGAGGAUGGACCUCAUAUGCCCUGUGUGUUGGGCAAGAAGGAGACAUACCAGCGUCGUAACCCGCACUCCAACUGCUACAAUGGCCGCGACUAUGAUAGACCUGUCAACAUGGAACGAUGCAGGUGUCAGGUGGAGGACUUUGAAUGUGAUUUCGGUUUUGAGCGGAAAGACAAGAUGCCGAUUUGUGUGCGAAAUAAGAAGGUGUUGCCAACCUAUUACGAGACACCCGCCAGCUGCAGGGAGGGCGAGUUCUUCAACCGCACUCGUGGAUACAAGAAGAUCAAGGAUGAUGAGUGUCAAGGAGGUGAAGAAGACUUUCUGCCCGACCUGAUCCCGUGUCCCUACAGCGAGGUGAAAGAUUUCCUUCUGGUAGCGCAGAAAACACGCAUCGUUCGCUACGAUCUGAGCAAUUUGAGAGCGGAACCGCUUCCCUUGCCUAGGAUGAAGAACGUUGUAGCGAUCGAAUUCGACGUGGAGAAUGACUGCGUUUACUGGGCCGAUAUCAGCAACAGUUCGAUCCAGCGGCAGUGUCUCAAAGGCGAGAAACCAGUUGAGACGCUCGUUGAGUAUGGCUUGUCGUCAGUGGAGGGAAUGUCGUUUGACUGGCUCACAAACAUGUUGUACUUUGUGGACGGAAUUCGCGCCAGGAUUGAGGUGAUUAGGACGGAUAUCAGCAACGCGGGACGUAUGAGGAGGAAGAUCCUGGGACCCAAGGAGCUGAAGAAACCUAGAGGAAUUGCGGUGCAUCCAAUGAAAGGUUACCUGUUCUGGACGGAUUGGGCGAUUGGCCAUCCGAGUUUGAGCCGCGCCAACACAGACGGCAGUCAUGUGAAACAGCUGUUCUCUUAUCCGGACGUUAUUUGGCCGAAUGGUGUCACCAUAGACUUCCAUGCGCAGCGGAUCUACUGGGUGGAUGCUAGAGACGACUAUAUUGGAAGCGCCGAUUUGGAUGGCAAGCAUUUCUUCAAGGUGUUGUCCAAGGACACGAGAGUGGCACACCCUUUUGCAGUGGCCGUUUUCAAGGGCAGUAUGUACUGGGAUGAUUGGAAGAUGGCGUCAAUUUUUGUCGCCGACAAGGAUCACGGAGUGGGAAUACAACAAGUGGCUAUGGAUCCUCAGGGACUUAUGGACAUGAAGGUUGUAAGCUCCGACUACAGAGUGGGCCACUACAAAUCGGACGACUUUGCCUGCUUGGGCCAACACGACUGUUCGCACCUGUGCUUCAACCUGCCGGGCAAACAGCACACGUGUCUAUGUCCCGAUGACCUGGUCCAGUCGGGCAACAUGUGUCUGUGCGAAGGCACACGUGUCGUGCCCUACCCGAAUAGCACGUGUCCCCCGGUCGACAAGACCUGUUCCGCGUUUCAGUUCAAAUGCGCCAACCAGCUGUGUAUCAGCAAAAAGUGGAUGUGUGAUGGCGAUGAUGAUUGCGGUGAUGGAUCCGAUGAGGCGAUGUGCUCAGUGAAAACAUGCCAACCUGACCAGUUCAGAUGCGGGUCGGGCCACUGCGUGCCGCGCGCCUGGAGGUGUGACGUGGACGUGGACUGCCCUGACGGCUCAGAUGAGCGCAACUGCACCUACACUCUGUGUACCAGCGAACAGUUUCAGUGUCGCAACAAGCGAUGUGUCUCAAAGAGAUGGCUGUGCGAUGGUGAUAAUGACUGUCACGACGGUUCGGACGAAGAGGCGUGUAGUCGGCCCCCCUCGGGACCUGGCCACGCCCCCGGCCAGGAAACCUGCCCCCCAGGCACCUUCACUUGCGGCAAGCCUUUCCACCAUUGCCUGCCACUCAGCUGGCAAUGUGACGGAACGCCUGACUGUCGCGACAACUCAGACGAGGUAAUGACAUUCAUAUGGCUGUGCGAUGGUGAUAAUGACUGUCACGACGGUUCGGACGAAGAGGCGUGUAGUCGGCCCCCCUCGGGACCUGGCCACGCCCCCGGCCAGGAAACCUGCCCCCCAGGCACCUUCACUUGCGGCAAGCCUUUCCACCAUUGCCUGCCACUCAGCUGGCAAUGUGACGGAACGCCUGACUGUCGCGACAACUCAGACGAGCUGAACUGCGACACCCAGGAAUGCUCCAGUUGGCAAUUCAAGUGCGCGCGCACCAAGCGAUGCAUCUUCGAAUCGUGGCGGUGCGACGGAGAGAGUGAUUGUGGUCUCAAUGACAAGAGUGACGAAGAAGGAUGCAAUGCAACUGUGCCUGUCAGGAAUAGCUCCAUCCCUGUCCCUCCUGCAGCCACGGGGCCACCGCUUGCCUGCUCCAACACUUUCACGUUUACCUGUUCAGACGGAAGGUGUAUACCGUUCUGGUGGAAAUGUGAUGGUGUAAAUGACUGCGGCGAUAACGGCGACGAAAUCGGCUGCGGGGGCGGUACGGGCGGCGACAGCGGUGCCACCACCACGGCGACUCCCCCCCAGACCAACCCCCCGGCCACGCCCAGCCGCACCUGUCACGACCUCGAGUUCGCAUGCAGCAGCGCAUUCGGCGGCUCAGACGCCAAAGGUGCAGACGGCGACGUCUGCAUUCCCGAGUCGUGGGUGUGCGACGGCCAACGUGACUGCCGUGAUGGCGACGACGAGGCACAUUGUGACGGACGUGUGCAGUGUGCGCCCUACCAGAACAAGUUCAAGUGUCGGCAGGGCGGAGAGUGCAUCUAUUUGUCGCAGGUUUGCGACGGCGUGGUGAACUGCGCAGACAAAUCGGACGAGUCGAUGUGUAAUGGAGGGGGAAGCGGGGAGGUGGUGCCCACCAUAGCUGGGCCCAGCUGCAGUGUGGGCAUGUUCAGCUGUGAUGAGAGCACAUGUCUGCCAUUGGCCUCACUCUGCAACGGACACCAGGACUGCUAUGACGGCAAAGAUGAGGAAGACUGUCAUAACACCAGUCGCAUCUACCAGGUGCUGGACAUAGGUGUAGACGAGCGCAGUCUGAACGCAACCAGUCUCCGCAUUUUCUGGUGGACCCCCUACCCUCAAAAUGUCAAAUUUGAGUUUCUGCCCUCGUGGCAACCCCUGGACCCCCCCUCGAACGAUUGGUUCAACUGCAGCUGUGGCUGGGUUAAUGGGUCCGAUCAGCUGAUUACGGGCCUCAGACCUUUCUCCAAGUACAACUUCACCGUCUACCUGAGGGUACAAGGUCAACCGGAAAGCACGGUACAUCCGCCCGCCAAGUAUAUUGUGGCUACUACCACAGAAGGCGUGCCAGACGCACCAUGGCAAGUGCAUGUGGUGCAAAAAAGCGGAAACCAGGUGGAGGUGAGCUGGCAGGCGCCCCAUCGCCCCAAUGGACGCCUGCAGGGGUACAUAGUGUAUGCGACCCCCCCUUUGCCACCCCUCGAGCACCACUCCUCACCCAACACAACCUCCACCACAAUUACCUCUUUCUUUAUGGCUGAUGUCGCGUAUUCGUUCUGGGUGGUAGCCAAGAACGGUCAAUACGAGUCUCGCAAAUCGGAGGUUAAAAAUUUGUGGUUCGAUGGCUCAGCCGUGUUGCACCGUGUGAGUGGCCUCCAUGCUACCUAUGUUGGGGAGACUGCCGUGUCACUGGCAUGGGACAGGAUUCCUCAGGUGGAGGGCUACAUAGUAAGGGCCCUCGUUGGGGUGCCAUACCCCCAAAAACCUGUUAACCGGACCAAGGAUGCUGAAAUUACAUCAUUCAUUGCCUGGACUAGAACUAUUCUUGUAGAGAAAAAAAUUGAUUUGAUGCUUUGUGGUCAGGUGGUAGCCAAGAACGGUCAAUACGAGUCUCGCAAAUCGGAGGUUAAAAAUUUGUGGUUCGAUGGCUCAGCCGUGUUGCACCGUGUGAGUGGCCUCCAUGCUACCUAUGUUGGGGAGACUGCCGUGUCACUGGCAUGGGACAGGAUUCCUCAGGUGGAGGGCUACAUAGUAAGGGCCCUCGUUGGGGUGCCAUACCCCCAAAAACCUGUUAACCGGACCAAGGAUGCUGAAAUUACAUUAUCCAACCUGGCACCGAGAGUAGAGUAUACUUUUGAAGUAAGCGCAUACAAGAUGCUUUAUGAAGGAACACCAGCAUCCGUACUUGUUACUACCCGAGGGUAUGAGCUGCCGACCGUGCGUAAUUUGCAAGUUGAACUGGUGAACGGAGGUGGCAGUGUAAAUCUGGUGAACUUGUCAUGGGACAGAGUGGUCAGUGAAUCCUAUAUGGAGCCAUUCUGGGACUAUGGCGUUUACUAUGGUCUCGAUCUCAAGUCGCUUUUCACCAAUGGACCACAAGUGAUAACGCACAACUUUUCGAUCGAAGUGCAAGGCUUGGCGGCGUGCGAAUCCUACGUGUUCGACGUGGGAGUGGUGGGACCUCGAGGCACUGGCCCACUCUCCGACAACCCCAAGACCGUUCUCACCCAUUUCGACGAGAUGGCGCCGCCCAAGAACCUCAAGGUCUCCACGCCUGAGUGGGACGAAAUGGUCAUGCUGGUCAGCUGGGAGUCCUCAUGUCCGGUCAUGAGUGCGCCUGUGUCCUAUGUGGUAUCAGUGACCGAAACAACACGCAUGAACACAUCCAUAACCCUCCCCCCAACUACCAACACCACCCUCUCCAAGCCGAUCAGGAUCUUUUCGGGCGGUCGAUACAGGGUGUGCGUCACCAGCCAUCCGUCACCGUGGAAGAAGCCAAGCGAAACAGGACCGAAGGCGGGCGAAGCGGGGCUGGCACGGGUGCAGCCCGGCCCGUGUGCCUAUCACUACAGUAUGCCUCUGCCCACCCCAACCCAGUUGACUGUGUUCAGUCUCAUAAAUGGUAGUGUCUUUGUCUACUGGAAAGAGGUGGAGCAGCAGACUUAUUUCAAAACCUCGAACUAUGUGGUGCUAAUGAUGAAAGGAGUGACUGUCUGUGACAAUCUGAGAGCGCAACGCUUCUCUGUGUUAGCUCCGCCCUUGGUCCUAGAUGCGCUAGAGCCAGGCACCUACUGUUUCGCCGUGCAACUGUUCACUACUGACGGAUUCUCAUCUUCCAUCUCGGAUUCUAUCUCUUAUGAAUCCGAACAGGGUUUGACUAGGCGUGUCACAAGCCGAGCUAGCAGGCAAAGGAGGGGAAGGGGAAGAAGAAAGAGGGGGAAGCAUGGUGGGGGGUAUAGGCCUAGUGAGCCUGCUAUUGAUGAUAGCCGCCCUGGUUCGGCGCUGGCAUUCUAUGUCUACAAGAGUCGACGGCUGCAGACUAAUUUCACACGCUUUGCAAACAGUCACUACAACACUCGUUCUGGAUCGGCCACCUUCUUAGCUGCUAAUAGCACUCUAGAUGAUGAAGAUUCUCCAGUUAUCCGCGGAUUCUCAGAUGACGAGCCCUUAGUUAUUGCUUGAGAGACCAGCAGCUAUUGCUAAGCAACUAAGCAACUAUAGUUGCCUUCCUAAGCAACUAGGAGGCCACAAUAUUAGCCUAUCUAAGCUAGAUGUUGUCUCAGUCAUUCAGCCUAUAUUUAUAUUAAAUAGAGAAUAAACCUGUAACAUAAACUGUGAUAAAUCUUUUACCGAAGCUAUGAUUAAGUUACUUUCUCUUCUGUAAAUUAUGUUUCGGCAUCGCUAGGGGUGCUUGGUAGAUUGCUGAAGAAUCAGUUGGCCGUAAAUCCAGUUGUCUGACAAACUAUUUGGAAUAUCUCCAGGGGUGUAUAAUGAUUGAUUGACAAAUCAACUCGAAGAUAAUACCAGUUAUCCGACAAAUCAGUAAAAUUUGUUUCAAAAUCAAUUGAGGUGCACUAUGAUUGAUUGAUGCAUUAAUUCGCCGGUAUUACCAGUUAUCCGACUGAUCAGUAGAAUUUGUUUCAAAAUCAAUUGAGGUGCACUAUGAUUGAUUGAUGCAUUAAUUCGCCGGUAUUACCAGUUAUCCGACUGAUCAGUAGAAUUUGUUUCAAGAUCAAUUGGGGUGCACAACGAUUGAUUGACGCAUUAAUUUGACAAUCAAUUUAGUUACCGGACAAAUAUAAAUGAUCAUCUAAACAAUGACAGAUUCAAUCGAUUUGAUGGUAAUUAUUGUUGUCAAAUCAAUGUUAAACUAUUGUAACUCAAUUAGAAUCGAACAGUUGGAUUUUUGGCGAAUAAGUUUGUCGGAGAAAUGGUAGGCACCCUCAUUUCAGUAUGAUUGAAUUUGUUUGAAGAUUUAUUGUAUUAUAUUCUGUAAAUUGUGUUUCACAGUUGUAGGCCUAUCUAUAAUGUAUUCUUAUUAAGUCUUGUGUUUCAUGGACUUUUAUUAGACUUAUGAUGGUCCAAUUUCUACUGACUUUAUUCCAAAAUUUCAUACUUUCAUAUCUUAUCUAUGACUGAUCAAUGUCUGUGUUAAAUUAUUCUCAAAAUAAUUCUUUCUAUUAUUUGAAUUUUUUUAAUACAUUGAACUUUUCUAUAUUCUUACAUGAAUAUUUUAAUAUAUUGAUCUACAAAUCUGACUUGAAGGGUUGUAUUUGGUGCAUUUUGAUUUUGUGUUAAGUGAGUUUGCAUGUCUUAUCUUAUCUUACAGUUAUAAAAUAUUUAUUUUAAAAAUAAUUGAUACAUAUAAUUUAGUUUCUAGUAUUUACAAGUAGCUUCAUCAGUGUGAAUUUGAGUUAUUUAAUUUUAAAUUCAAACACCAUCUAUUUUAGUUAUUAGCUUUUGUUGUUGAUUGAUACAAUGCCAUUAUUUCAUUCAUCAAAGAAUCGACUGUUUCAUUUAUUUGAUUUUUUUGUCUUAGAUUAUUUAUUAUUGUUGUUUUGAUUAUUAUUCUGUUCACCAAGUGUUAUAAUUAUUUUGGUUCAAUUUGGAUAUGAAUAAACUUGGAUGAAAUGGAGGAAUCAUGAAUGUUCCAGAAAUAAUUUACUAAUAUGUUUAAUUUAUUCAUGUUCUUUCCGAAGAUUAUUGACAAAUUUGAGUCAAGUUAUGGAAUUUGAGACAAUUCAUUGAUGACAAUUUCCGAAACUAACUUCAACAAAAAUUAUAUAUUUUCAGAAGUG
Nilaparvata lugens (brown planthopper) is the source of this 9062-nucleotide messenger RNA. RefSeq names its product sortilin-related receptor-like. The transcript is spliced from 34 exons. Gene Ontology annotation, cellular component: membrane; Golgi apparatus. NCBI's taxonomy places the organism in Eukaryota, Metazoa, Arthropoda, Insecta, Hemiptera, Delphacidae. The record is from RefSeq and is a predicted model, not a curated record. Bases 151 to 7446 code for a protein of 2431 amino acids. Gene Ontology annotation, molecular function: protein binding. Gene Ontology annotation, biological process: post-Golgi vesicle-mediated transport.